AUGCCUUUUGAUAUUGAGAACCUUGAUUCAUCAUUAAAAGUAUUUGAUGGAAGCUUCUUUGGUGGAGGAAUUAGAGGAAAUUCAUCAUUCAACGAGCAAAAGAAACAGAAAGCAAGUUUCACUUCAAAGAAAAGAAUUGAUACUUACUUGGGAAACAUCCUUACUGAUAUGUCUGGAAUUGACUUAUCAAAGAAUAAACUAAAGGGAAAUAUCCCAUACGAUCUUGGAAAAUUGACAAGAAUCAAAGCAUUGAACUUGUCUCAUAAUGAUUUGAGUGGACAAAUUUCAGAUUCAUUCUCGAAUUUGGUGCAAAUAGAGAGUUUAGAUCUUUCUUCUAACAAGUUGGAUGGUCAAAUUCCUCCUAAGCUCAACAUCCUAACCUCACUUGAAGUGUUAAGUGUGGCACACAACUGUUAG
Messenger RNA from Vigna umbellata (rice bean), 417 nucleotides. NCBI's taxonomy places the organism in Eukaryota, Viridiplantae, Streptophyta, Magnoliopsida, Fabales, Fabaceae. The record is from RefSeq and is a predicted model, not a curated record.